This is a messenger RNA of Kockovaella imperatae, 978 nucleotides long. RefSeq lists its product as hypothetical. The coding region runs from base 177 to 836 and encodes 219 amino acids. Gene Ontology annotation, molecular function: 5-formyltetrahydrofolate cyclo-ligase activity. The transcript has 5 exons. Gene Ontology annotation, cellular component: mitochondrion. NCBI's taxonomy places the organism in Eukaryota, Fungi, Basidiomycota, Tremellomycetes, Tremellales, Cuniculitremaceae. The record is from RefSeq and is a predicted model, not a curated record. Gene Ontology annotation, biological process: tetrahydrofolate interconversion; folic acid-containing compound biosynthetic process.
GGGCGUCACGGCGAGCUUUGUUCUAAUAAAUCAUCUACCGAGAGUCGACGGAGAAACGGUGCCAGCUGGGAUACUUGGACCAUCUGAUGCACGCAGGAUACGCCUAAACAGCCAGGCAUAACCGCGGCUCGCGAGCUGUUGGGCUGCUGAAGGAAGCCGAGGCUGGACGAAAGCGAAUGAGCGACAUCCCUUCAUUGUCCGGCAAUAUGUCUGUCGGUGCCAGCAAGAUAGCGCUUCGUCGGGUGAUGCUUAGGAAGCUAAGGGAUGUAUCUCAAGAUGAUCUGAGUGCACAGUCUAUAGCGGUGACAUCAAGACUGCUGAGCUCGCCAUUCUUCAAAGAUGCACAGUCGAUUGGCUGCUAUCUCAGCAUGGCUCAGGGAGAGCUGAGGACUGAUCUGAUCGUCAGACACAUUCUGGAGAGCGGGAAAAAGCUUUACACCCCUUAUCUUCCUAACGUUGCGAAGGCAAUCGGGAAGCCAACGCCCGGCUCUAGCGCCGUAAACUCAGAAGAAGAUCAUCCAGCACCUAUCUUGGCAUCAAUGCAGAUGCUUCGCCUAUACUCAGAGGAAGAUCUUUCACUGUGCCCGCUCGACAAGUGGGGUAUACCGGAUCCAGGGGAGCUCCGUAGAGAUUGUCAGAUGAAGACAGCUAGAGAGGAUUCUAUGGAUGCGGCUGCCUCACCCAUAGACCUCAUUCUCGUCCCAGGCGUGGCGUUUGACUCACUGGCGAAUCGGCUGGGUCGCGGCAAGGCAUUCUAUGAUCGCUUCCUGAGGAUAUAUGUCUCUGAAAAAGGGCGGCCCCAUAUAGGUAAUUCAAGUCAAUCACUACAAGGCUAAUACAACUUGCAGUCGCGCUCUCGCUCGCAUGUCAGGUUCUGCCGGAGGAUCAGAAAGUACCGGUUACAGAUGCUGAUUUCAGGCUCGAUGCAGUAGUGUGGCCCGAGGGAAUGAUCUCAAGGUCAAGAGAACUAGGCUGAGU